This is a messenger RNA of Elephantulus edwardii (Cape elephant shrew), 1560 nucleotides long. It is a transcript of the gene GDAP2, whose product is annotated as ganglioside induced differentiation associated protein 2. Lineage: Eukaryota; Metazoa; Chordata; Mammalia; Macroscelidea; Macroscelididae. The record is from RefSeq and is a predicted model, not a curated record. Bases 67 to 1560 code for a protein of 497 amino acids. The transcript has 13 exons.
CUCCAGUCUCCGGUGAUUAUUGAAUUGCUGAGGAAUUUGGGAAAGGACUGCUGAAGUUUCCAUUCCAUGGAUCCCUUGGGUGCACCUUCCCAGUUUGUGGACGUGGACACAUUACCAAGUUGGGGUUGCUCAUAUGAAGAUGAAUUAGAUUCCUCUGACACUACAGCUGAAAAAGUACAGGAAGGCACAAUUAGAUCACCUUUUCCUUAUAAUAAGGAUAUCAAUGGAAAAGUUAUUCUUUGGAAAGGAGAUGUAGCAAUACUAAACUGUACGGCCAUUGUGAAUACCAGCAAUGAGAGUCUUACAGAUAAGAAUCCUGUAUCAGAAAGUAUCUUCAUGCUUGCAGGGCCUGAUUUAAAGGAGGACCUCCAGAAACUUAAAGGUUGCCGGACAGGUGAAGCAAAAUUGACCAAAGGAUUUAAUCUAGCUGCCCGGUUCAUCAUUCACACAGUGGGACCUAAGUACAAGAGCCGCUACCGCACAGCAGCUGAGAGUUCCCUGUACAGCUGCUACAGAAACGUGCUUCAACUGGCCAAAGAACAGUCAAUGUCUUCUGUUGGAUUCUGUGUCAUAAACUCUGCAAAACGAGGUUAUCCUUUAGAGGAUGCAACACAUAUAGCACUUCGCACUGUAAGGAGAUUUUUAGAAAUCCAUGGGGAAACCAUUGAAAAAGUGGUAUUUGCUGUCUCUGAACUGGAAGAGGCUGUCUACCAAAAGCUGCUACCUCUGUAUUUCCCAAGGUCACUGAGGGAAGAGAGUCGGUCGUUGCCAUACCUUCCUGCAGAUAUUGGAAAUGCAGAAGGGGAGCCUGUGGUACCUGAACGGCAAAUUAGAAUAAGUGAAAAACCUGGUGCUCCUGAGGACAGCCAAGAAGAGGAGGAUGAAGGCUUGGGAGUUGAUCUCUCUUUCAUUGGCUCUCAUGCUUUUGCUCGAAUGGAAGGAGAUAUUGAUAAGCAAAGAAGAUUGAUACUUCAAGGACAGUUAUCAGAGGCAGCCCUACAGAAGCAGCAUCAAAGAAACUACAAUCGCUGGUUAUGUCAAGCAAGAUCUGAAGAUCUAUCUGAUAUUGCUUCUCUAAAAGCCUUAUACCAAACAGGUGUUGAUAACUGUGGUCGCACAGUGAUGGUGGUAGUUGGAAGAAACAUUCCUGUAACCUUAAUAGAUAUGGACAAGGCACUCCUGUAUUUUAUCCAUGUAAUGGAUCACAUUGCUGUGAAGGAAUAUGUAUUAGUGUAUUUUCACACCCUGACCAGCGAAUACAAUCACCUUGACUCUGAUUUCCUGAAGAAACUCUACGAUGUUGUUGAUGUCAAGUACAAAAGGAAUUUGAAGGCUGUGUAUUUUGUUCAUCCAACAUUUCGUUCAAAGGUGUCAACAUGGUUUUUCACCACAUUUUCUGUCUCAGGACUGAAGGACAAAAUCCACCAUGUGGACAGCCUCCACCAGCUAUUUUCUGCCAUAUCUCCAGAACAGAUCGACUUUCCUCCUUUUGUCCUUGAGUACGAUGCCAGGGAAAACGGGCCUUACUAUACAUCAUAUCCUCCAUCACCAGAUCUGUGA